CAAGAUUCUGAGGAGUGGCUAGGACAAUACACCACUUCUCAGAAAGUGUGAGACUAAUGCCUCAUAAGGACUGCUGAGAAAAAAGCAGAAGAAAUCAGACUCUUCAGGACUCUGCGCAUGCUUUACUAAUAUUCAAGAUGGAAACCUCUGAUCUGGAAGCAGACAAUAUGGCCCCAUCUUCAAAAAAGAGUAAAAUCCUGGAAAAGAGGUCAGACUCACCAGAACCCAGCUGUGUCUCCAUGAAAAGUGAAGCAUCUAUGGAUUCUCCGUGGGUUUUCAGAGGUGGAGCCCCCGUAUCUGUACACAGUAAAAUCCUGGAAAAGAGGUCAGACUCACCAGAACCCAGCUGUGCCUCCAUGAAAAGUGAUGCAUCUAUGGAUUCUCCAUGGGUUUUCAGAGGUGGAGCCCCCGUAUCUGUACACAGUAAAAUCCUGGAAAAGAGGUCAGACUCACCAGAACCCAGCUGUGCCUCCAUGAAAAGUGAUGCAUCUAUGGAUUCUCCGUGGGUUUUCAGAGGUGGAGCCCCCUUAUCUGUACACAGGCAAGACACUGCAUCUGCUGGAAGUGAGGUCCAGAAAACCUUCAAGUUAAAUCUGUUGAAGAAGUUUGAGUGUUUGAAUGGAGUGAUGAUAAACCAGGGGAACCCAAUACUCCUGAAUGAGAUCUACACAGAGCUCUACAUCACAGAGGGAGACAGUGGAGACAUCAAUAAUGAACAUGAGGUGAGACAGAUGGAGGCAGCAUCCAGGAGAAAAACAACAGAGGAAACACCAAUCAAAUGCAAUGACAUCUUUAAGCCCUUAUCUGAAGAAGACAACCCCAUCAGGACCGUUCUGACAAAGGGCGUCGCUGGCAUCGGAAAAACAAUCUCUGUGCAGAAGUUCAUUCUGGACUGGGCUGAAGGGAAAGCAAAUCAGGACGUCCACCUCAUAUUUCCACUUCCUUUCAGAGAACUGAAUUUGAUCAAGGACCAAAAACUGAGUCUGAUGGAGCUCCUUCAUGUCUAUUUUAAGGAGACAAAAGAAAUGGACAUUUCCAGUUUAGAAAAGGUUCUGUUUAUUUUUGAUGGAAUGGAUGAGUGUCGUUUCCCUCUAGAUUUCCAGAACGCAGUGAGAGUGUGUGAUGUAAAUGAAUCAGCAUCAGUGCAUGUGGUGCUGAGAAACCUGAUCAAAGGGAAUCUGCUUCCCUCUGCUCUCAUCUGGAUCACUUCCCGACCAGCAGCAGCGGUUGAAAUCCCCUCUGAGUGUGUCGAUCGAGUCACAGAGGUACGAGGGUUCACAGACCCACAGAAGGAAGAAUAUUUCAGCAAGAGGAUCAGUGAUCAGAACCUGGCCAAUAACAUCAUCACACACCUGAAGUCAUUAAGAAGCCUCUACAUCAUGUGCCACAUCCCAGUCUUCUGCUGGAUUUCAGCCACUGUUCUAGAGAGAAUGUUGGUUGAAGCAGAGAGUGGAGAGCUCCCCAAGACUCUGACUCAAAUGUACACACACUUCCUCAUCAUUCAGACAAACAUCAUAAGAGAAAAGUACUCAAAGAAGCAGGAGAGUUAUGAAGAAAUGGUUCUGAAACUGGGACGACUGGCUUUUGAGCAACUGAUGAAAGGCAACCUGAUCUUCUGUGAGGAAGACCUGAGAGAGUGUGGCAUUGAUGUGAAAGAAGCAGCAGUGUACUCUGGUGUGUGUACGCAAAUCUUCAGAGAGGAGUUUGGGCUUGACCAGAGUAAAGUGUACUGCUUUGUGCAUCUGAGUGUUCAGGAGCAUCUCGCAGCUCUGUAUGUGCAUCUGACAUUCAUGAUGGAAAAGAGAAAUGUUCUAGAUCAGAGUCAGUCUUCAAAACUGGAAACGAAAGAAAUUACAAUCUCAGGUGUCCACAAGAGUGCUGUAGAUCAGGCCUUAAUAAGCUGGACUGGACAUCUGGAUCUUUUCCUUCGCUUUCUUCUGGGUUUCUUGCUGGAGUCCAAUCAGAAUCUCUUACAUCACUUAGUAACACAGACAGGAAAUAGCUGCCAGAGCAAAGAGGAAACAGUUCAGUACAUUAAGAAGGAGAUCAGUAGAGAUCUUCCUACAGAGAAGUCCAUCAAUCUGUUCCACUGUCUGAAUGAACUGGGUGACAAUUCUCUAGUGGAGGAAAUCCAACACUACCUGAAGUCUGGAAAACAAAGUGAACUCUCUCCUUCACAGUGGUCUGCUCUGGUGUUUGUGUUACUGACAUCAGCGCAGGAGCUGGAAGAAUUUGACCUGAGUAAAUAUACAAAUACAGACAACGUAUCAGAUUGGAUUCUUGUGAAGGUGAUGCCUGUGGUUGCAGAAUCCAGAAAAGCAAUUAUCAGGUGCAAUACAAUUAAAGAGAAAAGUUGGACAGCUCUGGACUCAGUGCUCAGCUCAGAAACCUCUAAUCUGAGAGAACUGCAUCUGAGUGUGAAUACACUGGAUCUGACUGGGACUAAUCUAGGAGUCUCAGGAGUGAAGCAUCUCUCUGCUGUACUGGAGAAUCCUCUCUGUAAAGUGGAGACACUGAGGUUGGAGUCUUGUCAUGUCUCAGAUGAAGGCUAUGCUGCUCUGGCUUCAGCUCUGAGAUCAAACUUCUCACACCUGAGAAAACUCCAUCUGUCCAAGAGUAAUCUAGGAGACUCAGGACUGAAGUGUCUCUCUGCUGGACUGGAGAAUCCUCACUGUAAACUGGAGACACUGAGGUUGGGGUGUUGUGGUGUCUCAGAUGAAGGCUGUGCUGCUCUGGCCUCAGCUCUAACAUCAAACCCCUCACACCUGAGAGAACUGCAUCUGACUGGGAAUAUUUUAGGAGACUCAGGAGUGAAGUGUCUCUCUGCUGUAUUGGAGAAUCCUCACUGCAAACUGAAGACACUGAGGUUGGAUCGUUGUGGUAUCUCAGAUGAACACUGUGCUGCUCUGGUUUUGCCUCUGAUAUCAAACUCCUCACACCUGAGAGACCUGGAUCUGUCUGAGAAUAAUCUAGGAGACUCAGGAGUGAAGCAUCUCUCUGCUGUACUGGAGAAUCCUCACUGUAAACUGGAGACACUGAGGUUGUGCUCUUGUGGUAUCUCAGAUGAAGGCUGUGCUGCUCUGGUUUCAGCUCUGAGAUCAAACCCUUCAUACCUGAGAGAACUGGAUCUGUAUGGAAAUAAACUAGGAGACUCAGGAAGGAAGCUGCUCUCUGCUCUUCAGGAUGAUGAAUGUUACAACCUAGAGGAAGUGUUGUGGUGAUGAACAUCUGUGUGUGACUGAUGAAAACUCCGGUGUUCCUGCAUUUCCAUGUUGGAGAAUAGAGAACAUGUUUACAGACACAUCAGUCAUUUAGUUCUAACACAUUAAAUAGACUUAGAGAAGUGAGAAGUGUGUGUUCAUCUUGCACGGUGAAUCAGACUGCACACAAUUCUACACUGAGACUGUACAGGAUGCAGACAUUAGGACUGAACUCAGAACAGCUGGAAUGGAGACUCAGUGUUGAUCAGAACACUUCAGUGUGUGUGAUCCUGAAGUUACUGAGUGUCACAAUCAGUCCCUGGAGUCACAGAGACCCUCCUGCACAUUCAACACCUCAUUCACUCCGAAUGUUUAUCUGAUAAUCAUCUGUCUUUUAAAGAGACUGAGGCGCAGAGAAUAUACAGUGUUUUCUGGAUGUGAAUGCUUUCUGAAAUUUAUUUAUUCCUAUAUUUGAAAUGAAUAAACAAAAAAUAAGAGAAGUUUUUACUUACAUCAUUUCAUAACUUGCACAGGCUCUUAUAGUUUACUGUGUAAUAAGUAAGCAAUAAUCUCUGACGGGGCGUCAUACGGCCUGAAGUGAAGUGGAUUUAAUGUUACCACCAUAAAGUUGAUUAUUUUCCUAUAACAGCACAUCCCUUUUUAUUCUUCUUACACAAUAGCAAUUUGCCAAAGACUUUGAGUAGAUUUUGAGAUUUGUAUGUUGGAGAUUACUCUUCGGCAAUUUAGCUUUUUUUUAUUUUAUUUUUUAAUUCGUUAAUGCACAUCACUUUUUUUUUUUAUGUUAAACUGUUAUUGUAAAUAGUUACACUUACUGCAGUUAUAACUUGCUGUGUGAUUUCACAGUGUAAUGUAAAUACAGAAUUUUAAUCCUUGUCAUAUGUUAUUGUUUCUCAAACCACUGGAUGAAAAGACCAAGAUGUAUAAACUAAAACUUUCUACAGAGUGUAAAAUAGUGUCUUUUACUUGUUUGUAAUGCACUAAAUAUAUCCAAUAGGAGGCAGUUUAUGAUUUAUCCUUAAUAAUUUAGUGCACUGUAUGCUGUUUACUGAUUCAUUUAUAUGUAUACAGUUGUUCCAAAAUGCAAUUCAACAUAAUAAAUUCUUAUUGUAAGUGUGGGGAUCUGUGUUUUCUUGUUGGUGGUUACCUGCACUGAUAAUCAGUGUGGGGAUCAUGUGAUCUGCAUUGUGUGGCUGCUUGUCUUGGGUCACAUGAGGCAUGUCACAUGACACAUUAGGAGAUUAUAAAGUUUGGCUUGUGGAGUUCACACUCUUUUGCUGCUGCCAUUUGCCAUUGCAACUAGACUCCCGUCAUACAGGGUGACUGCUAGAACAAUGAGUUCCACUCUUCAUGAAGGACACAGGUGACUGCGUGGCAUUUGAAGGACUUGUGACCUCCUAUUGAGUUGCUGGGCUGCAGACACUCUGCACUGGAGUGCCCCAUUUUCCUGGGUUAUUGUGCUGCGGGGAGUAUUGAACACUCUUGCAAAGUUCUCUGUACAAGGCCGGGUCUGCACCUCACUACUGCUCCUUUCAGUUGGGGGCUGCACUGAGGGGACACUAUUCUGGUGUGUACUGGUAACAUGCAACACGGUGUGGUAUUUUGUAGUGGUAAUUACUGACCUUGUGUGUGCAGUGUUUGCUACGUUGCAUGCUUGUAUGGUGUUGGGUUUGCUCUGUCUGUCUCUCUCACCAGGGCCUCCUAGGAGAGGAGCUGUGGGUGCCGUGCCGACCCGACCUUAUUAGUUUGAGAAGCUCCAGCCAGGCAGAAAUUAAAACUCUGCAAACCCACUGUGAGGACAUCAAAGAAGUGGACCACUGAGGCUGUGGGGAAACUGCAGAAGUGUCUGGACUGUACAAACUGGCAAGUUUUCAGGUCUGUCACCAAUAGUCUGGACGAGUACACGGACACUGUGACAUCCUACAUUAACUUUUGUGAGGACAGCGUCAUUCCAUCACGCACCAGGGUGAGUUAUAACAAUGAUAAACCCUGGUUCAUAGCUAAAAUCAGACAGCUGAGGUCAGAGACAGAGGCUGCAUUCAGAAGUGGGGACAAAGACAAAUACAAAGAGGCCAAGUACAGAUUUAGCAAGGAGGUGAGAAGAGCUAAAUCAGAGCAUGGUGAGAGAAUGGAACAGCAGCUCUCAGCCAACGACUCUGCCUCUGUCUGGAAAGGGCUUAAGGCAAUCACCAACUACAAGCCUAGAGCCCACCACUCUGUGAACGACCUGUGCUUGUCCAACAGCCUGAACAAAUUUUACUGCCGCUUUGAUGGGCAAUGGGACAUACCUGAUAGCCCCCCCCCCCUGCAGCAGCCCCUCCUCCAAUGCUACACCUGGAUCACCCACACAGCCUCACACCUCAGUGUCGCUCUCUCCCCCGCCCCUCACACCUCUCUCCUCAAAGAGGUAGAUGUUUAAACGGCUGAACCCCCACAAAGCCGCAGGCCUGGACUCUGUCUCCCCCUCCACCCUGAAGCACUGUGCCAACCAGCUGUCUCCGGUGUUCACUAACAUUUUUAACACCUCACUGGAGACCUGCCAUGUGUCAGCCUGUUUUAAAACUUCAGAGAUUAUUCCAGUCUCUAAGAAGGCGAGGAUAACAGGACUUAAUGAUUACAGACCCGUUGCCCUGACUACUGUGGUCAAGAAAUCAUUACUAUUACAGACCCUAUUCUGGAUCCCAUGCAGUUUGCCUACAGAUCCAACAGAUCUGUAGACGACGCUGUAAACAUGGCCCUCCACUUCAUCCUCCAGCAUCUGGACUCCCCAGGAUCCUAUGCCAGGUUACUGUUUGUGGACGUCAGCUCUGCCUUCAACACUAUCAUCCCAUCUCUGCUCCGAGACAAGCUCUCACAGCUGAACAUGCCGGACUCAUUGUGCAGGUGGAUCACAGACUUCCUGACAGACAGACGGCAGUUCGUAAGGCUGGGGAAGUAUGUCUCGGACUCCCGGAUCAUCAGCACUGGAUCCCCCCAAGGCUGUGUCCUCUCUCCUCUGUUAUUCACCCUGUAUACCAACAGCUGAACAUCUGGACAGCAGUCUGUCAAACUCCUGAAGUUCGCAGAUGACACCACCCUCAUCGGCCUCAUCUCUGAUGGACCGUCUAGUGUCAUGGUGCAGCAUGAACAACUCAACGCAGAACGCUCUCAAGAUAGCGGAGAUGAUAGUGGAUUUCAGGAAGGACCCAGCCCCCCUCCCACCCGUCAUCCUCUGUGACACUCCGGUGACCUCUGUCGAGUCCUUCCGCUUCCUGGGAACCACCAUCACCCAGGAGCUCAAGUGGGAGCAGAACAUCAGCUCCCUCACCAAGAAGGCUCAGCAGAGGCUGUACUUCUUGCGGCAGCUGAAGAAGUUCCACCUCCCUGUGAAGAUGAUGGUCAACUUCUAUACUGCCAUCAUCAAAUCGAUUCUAACUUCCUCCAUCACAGUCUGGUUUGCUGCUGCCACGGCCAGGGACAAGGCCAAGCUGAAGCGCGUCAUCCACUCCGCUGAGAAGGUGAUCGGCUGCAGCCUCCCAUCACUCCAGGACUUGUACGUCUCCAGGACCCGGAGACGGGCAGCCAGGAUUGCAGCCGACCCCUCUCACCCCGGACAUGUACUCUUCCAGCCCCUCCCCUCUGGCAAGAGGCUUCGGUCCAUCAGGACCAGGACCGCACGCCACAAGAACAGCUUCUUCCCCGCUGCAGUCAGCCUGCUGAACAGUGCCCCAAUUCCCCUCAGGUGACA
Pangasianodon hypophthalmus (striped catfish) is the source of this 6945-nucleotide messenger RNA. RefSeq names its product NACHT, LRR and PYD domains-containing protein 3-like. The record is from RefSeq and is a predicted model, not a curated record. Lineage: Eukaryota; Metazoa; Chordata; Actinopteri; Siluriformes; Pangasiidae. Gene Ontology annotation, molecular function: protein binding. The transcript is spliced from 16 exons. The coding region runs from base 138 to 3221 and encodes 1027 amino acids.